Lytechinus variegatus (green sea urchin) is the source of this 4697-nucleotide messenger RNA. RefSeq names its product large neutral amino acids transporter small subunit 4-like (gene slc43a2). The record is from RefSeq and is a predicted model, not a curated record. Gene Ontology annotation, biological process: transmembrane transport. Gene Ontology annotation, molecular function: transmembrane transporter activity. The transcript has 9 exons. Bases 3 to 1865 code for a protein of 620 amino acids. Lineage: Eukaryota; Metazoa; Echinodermata; Echinoidea; Temnopleuroida; Toxopneustidae.
ACAUGGAAAAUUCUACCUUAUAUGACGGUAUGGAAAACGAGACUGAAGUGCAAUAUGACGAUGAAGAGGGUACCACGAUAAUGUACGAUGCCACUGGCACGAUGACACCGAGUCCAGAAAAUUUCGGACGACCAACCUACCCACGAUGUUCUGCCCAAGACGAAGCGCUGAAUUUGGCCUUCACGAUCGGGUCUUUCUUGCUAAGCGGUCUGACAUUCCCUAUAGGAAUGGCUAUGGACAAGUUUGGUUGCAGAUUGCUAAGAAUGGUCGGAGCAAUCAUGUUCAUUGCGUCCUGCCUGAUCUUUGGCUGGACACCUGUUGAACUGUCAGAGAUGAUUAUCCCUGCCGUAUCUCUCAAUGGAGUCGGAGGUAUCAUGAUCACCUUUACAUCAUUUCAGGUUGCCAAUUUGUUUGGUACAAAGAGAUCUACAGUGAUCAGUCUCAACAUUGGUUCAUACGCAUCGGCAGCCAUCUUGUUCCUCAUCCUAAAGGGUCUCUAUGAUGUAGGUGUGAGCAGACAAGCCAUGUUCACUGGUCUAGCAAUAGCUACAUUAUUUGUCAUCAUUAACUGCUACAUUAACAUCCCCAAAGAACCCAUCCCAGAUCCUGAAGGAUCAGCUUUCGGAAUGCAUUGGCAGAUUUUGAAGGUUAACCACAAAGUCACUGGCAAGCAGUUCUAUUCUAUGGUAACCAAUGUUGGACGCAAGCUAAGUGUAACUGAUGAAGCUGCUGAAGAAGCCAAACAGACUAUGAUUCGCAAAGGAAGCAAGAUCUACUCUUCACAAUUGAACCUUGCCAUUGAGCUGAAAGAGCGCAAGAAGAAGAAGAAGGAAAACACCCUGCUUUAUUCUGUCUGCAGUCCUAUCUACAUUCUCUCUCUUAUUGUCAUGUGCAUCACCCAACUUCGUCUUCUGUUCUUCAUCGGUUCCCUAACUCAAAUGCUUCAGCUUGUCAGUGGCAAUGACGUAGACAAAGUGGAUCAGUACAUCUACAUCUUUGGUAUGAUGCAGUUGAUGUGCCUUUUCACCAGCCCUCUGAUUGGUUUAGUCAUGGACUUCAAGAUCAAGGAGGUUCUCCAAGCAGCCAAAGACCGGGAACGACGCUCCAGUCGUCGCGAGAGUACAUCCAAGAGACCCGGUUCCAUUAGCGGCGAGUCCAAGCGCCCAAGCAUCAUUAGUCUUUCUUUCUUGAAUGGAGAAGCCAGGAGACAGAGCAAUGGGUCGGUUGGAAAUGGACACGCUAAGAGACUUGGCAGCACAAGUGGCGAUGUUGAACUGGGACUGAAUGGAAUGAAUGGAAAUGGAGCAGUAUCAACAAAGCAGAGGCAUCCAAGCACAUCCAGUACUUCUAGCAGCGACAGCACGAACCCAAAGCCACCGAUGAGUCUAAAGAUCAGGAAACUCUAUAAUUCAAGCUAUGCCUUCUUCAUUACAAGUGUUCUCAUCAUGUUCUUUGGCGUCACUGUCUUAAUACCAAACCUCCAACUUCAAAUUCUUAGCUUCAUCCUUCAUACUGUGAUCCGAGGGUUUAUUCAUUCAGCUGUGUGUGGGCUCUACGCAAUCACUUACCCAGCCCCUCAGGUCGGCCGUCUCAUUGGUCUCCAAUCCCUCAUUUCGGCUUGUGCAACACUUCUACAGUACCCUAUCUUCAUUACGAUAGAGGGCCCACUCAAUGGCGACCCUUUCUAUGUAAAUGUUGUGAUGUUGGCACUGUCUGUGCUCAACUUUGGUCUUCCAGCCUACAUGUUCUACCUCGCCAAGAAGCUUCGAAGGGAACAGAAGAAUGAGCAGGAGCCCGAUGAACAGAAACUCAUCAGGUCGCCUACCAGCAAGAGUGCCCUGGAAACUGUUCCUGAACAUGUCUGAAUGAAGAGAGAUUUCUCUCUGACGGUUUGAAGGACUUGACACCGAGACACCAUUCUGGUUAUUCUCAUGGCAGAGGGCAUCCAUUGAUUAGUUAUGCUUGGUGGAGAAUAGAGAGACAUCGGUGGACCCUUAUAGACUGUAGAGAGUCUCAAAAGUAUUUGGUGAUCGGGUGGCCGACUUGCAGCCAUAGUGUGUCCUUGUUGAUGAACUGUUAAAGCCUGCAAAAGUAUUCCAAGAUCCAAAAGGUUUCAAGGAGCUCUCAUGCACGCUGGACUCGACUUAAAAAGAUGCAAAUGAAUUGCAUGUUUUUCCAGAAUUCAAGUAUGGCCUGCUUGUUGAAGAUUCAUGAGAGGCAGAGUAUUGAUGUGCAGGACAGAUCCUCUAUUUAUUGAACAAUUAAGAAAUAUUUCUUUGUGUCUAUAACAACUUGCCACAUAUUCUACUUACCUUACGGCUUAUAAGCCAUCUCCCUCUUAAGUUCAGAUGAUACAAAGGAUUUAUUAUAUCAUGACAUAUUGACAAUAAUCAACUUUUCUAUUUGAAUAAUAUCCUCUAAGAACUUUUAUUUCAUUUCAAGCUAUAUAAGGUGAAGGGUCUGUUGCUUCCAGGUGUCUAAAGUUAUAUUGCAAGUUUCCAAGAAUACAUUGUUGAACAUGUAUAUUCUAUAUGUAGCAAAUCUUCAUUUAUGUGCAUGAGUAUAACAUGCACAACUAACAAGUGUGUGAAUUAAGAAAUAUGUUGCUUGAAUAAGGGACAUGUAUACCUGGUAAAGUAGACAUGCCUAUUCAUGGGUGAUCAACAUUUAAUAUAUUUUUUUGUGUGUUGCAUAGUAGCUCAGGUCAGAAUGUUGAAUGGCUCAAAUGUCAAGCUGGUUUAAGAGCGAUGCAUAUUGGAUGAAAGCAGACUACAUGUUUGUGCCUUGAAGUCCAAGACUUCAUCACAGGCUUAGUGUUUAAAAUAUUCAAGUCAUUAGAGUGUGUGAAUAAUUCAAAGUAUACAUAAUUUGCACAACGCAUGGAGAAACAGAAAUAAUUUGCUUUACAUGACUGAGAUUUAUCUGCCUAUGGAAUGAAUUAUGGGAUAAAACAUGCAAAAGUAGCAUUGCAGAUUAAGAAAGUCUUAAAAGCAUGCCCAAAUAUAAACGGUUUUGUACCUUAAUAUGCUGCAGAUGUUUGAAUGUUGAUUUUUUUUUGUUCUGUAUAAAUUCAUUGCUAUAUACAUGACAACAUUUUUGUAUUGUGGUGGAAGUAAUUUGACCGGGAAUAGUUCUCUUAAUGUAGAAAAAUUUGGAUAAAAAAGGCAUGCGUAUUUAAUGGUAAAUAUGUUUUUGUCAUUUCAUUAACUUAUUCUAUGAUGUUGACUUUAUCCUCAUCCUCAUUUGGAACCAUGACUUACAUUGCCCAUGGAUACAUACAGUUAACCUCAAAUUCUAAUGGGAACAUUAUAUUUAUGCAUUCAAAAUAUUGGUUUAUUUUAGUGCAAGGUUAUGCUGUAUAUAUUUUAACAGCUAGAAGGUAAAUAAAUGUAUUCUUAGUCUUUCUGGCAUAUUAAGUGUGAAUAACUUCUUGUGCAUUCCAUCAUGUCACAGCUACCAGGUUGAGACCCAUGAACUUGAUAACAAACUUCCCAUUAAAGAUUGUUGCAAUUGACUUUUAAUUAAUACAAAAAAAAUCUUUGUGAUGCCAGCUAGCCCUUGAGUGAAGGAAAGGACUUGAUAAAGUACAAUAAAUUUGAAAUCUCUAUAUCGAUUUGAGGGAGGGAAUUAACAAGAGGGGGACAAGAAAAUUACAUCAUUACAAUGAUUUGUACAUUAUAGAUGGAAUAGAGCUCACCUUUAAGAGGCUGAUUAAGGGGGAAGUGGUUUGAUCCGAUAACAAUGAUCGGUCGCAAGAAUUUGUUCCCUUCAGCUUUGUGUACCCCACAAAGUUUUGCAAUUUUAAAAGUGAUUUCAAUAAUUGAUAACGCGUAAAGAUAAUGCAAGGAAUUGAAAAAUUCAACAUAAUCAAUUUGCACAAGUGUUACAGCUGGGCCCGGAAUAAAGCAGCAUUUCAUAACUACACGAGUUUAAAGGUCUUAAACCGAAGAUUUGUAUUCGUAACUUAAGGUUAUUGUAUCUUGUAUGAUUCAGGGGUAUGAAUUAUACUUUGGUUUGCAUUUUGUAUUUAGUGGUAGGAAGAAAGUGCAAUUCGUAGGCUUUUUUUUAGAUACAUGUGUGUUGUGUGAUUCUUAGGUUCCUCUUUUGUUAGAUUUGAACAGAAUAAAAUCUGUGUGCUGAUUAAUGUUUGCAUCAUGUUCUGAUCCGAUUUUAAAGAUAUCCCGACUUCUUUGACUUUGACGAUGUUCAUGUAUGCUAUCUAAGAUUAUUUUUAUAUAAACAGUAUUUGAAAUGGCAUUUGUUGAGCUCUUUGUUUACAAAUUCAUGAAUGCUAGAUGUAACCAAAUGACUUUUUUUAUAUGUGGAGUAAUGAGCAGAUGCAGGCGUGUGAUUUGUUACUCUUCCGCACCCAGCCAAGCAGUGGUUGGGAAGGCAAGGGGAAAAAAUUAAGAGAUGGAUUUCACAAAGUAACUAUUUAUAAAUCCUCGACAUUUAUUUUUACAAGCAACACCUGAAAUAGAUCAUUAACUUUGAGAGCUUUUCUAUUUAUGACAGUUCUUGACAGACCCUAAGCUGUUCCAGAGCAAACAAAGACUUUGUUCUGUGUUGCUGUUGAUACUCUGUGUCAAUAGCAAAUCGGUGGUCUAUCUUGGUUUGAUAUGUCUGAAUAUAUAUCCACGUGUAUCAUACAUUUUUGAAGAUGUAAUAAAAAAGAAGUAGUUCUAUAUUGGCAAGGU